Messenger RNA from Brassica napus (rape), 2936 nucleotides. RefSeq lists its product as uncharacterized. NCBI's taxonomy places the organism in Eukaryota, Viridiplantae, Streptophyta, Magnoliopsida, Brassicales, Brassicaceae. The transcript has 6 exons. The coding region runs from base 607 to 2586 and encodes 659 amino acids. The record is from RefSeq and is a predicted model, not a curated record. Gene Ontology annotation, molecular function: chromatin binding.
UCAGAGAGAGAGAGAGAGAGAUCAUCCAUGGGAAUACGAAUACCCUAUUUUCUUCAGCUUCACCUUAAUCACAACUCAGUUCCUUCCUCUUCACCCUUCUUCCGAUCUUCGAAAUCGAUCGCCGUUUUUGUGUUGUCGCCGCUUUUCUGAGCUGUCUAUUACACGUUUGUUCCACGACGAACUAAACCCUUAAUCAUCUUCCUUUGUUUUUCUCGUGUGAGAUGCCCAUUUCGUAUUCGUCAUGCUUCAGCUGAUUACCGCAGUCAAAGUCGUAUCUUGGUGUUUUGCGGCGCUCUCCAGCUUGGAUCACUGUCUCCACGGCUUCGUCUCUGGUCGCUCCGCAGAUCUUCGUGACUCUCCACUCACUGGAUUCUUCUCCGCUUUCUCUAAUCCCAACUUCUUCUUCGUCCGGGUUAUUUGAUUUCCCUCCAAGCUGGAAACUUUACAAAGACGUCGACAAUUUAGCUGUUAUGCAUUAAAAGGGCUUAAAGAAGUUUGCUUUAGGGUUUCCACGGCAUAGGGGAUUUAGGGUUAUUGUUGGGUCGUUUUAGGGGUAAGGCUAUGAACUGGCGUCAAGGCCUGUUAACAUCCAGUAGUUAGUUCAAUAUGUGCGAGAAUGAUCAUCAUUUUGUGGAGUGGAAAGAGCAUUUUGUCUCACAGGAGAGAGGGAACCGUGUUGUUCAUUACUUCCUGAAAGAUUCUGCUGGUGAAUCCAUCUUAGCUGUGGUUGGGACUGAGAGAAGUGUUAGACACAUGUUCUAUGUUGUCUCUGAGGAUUUUGUGCGUUUCUAUGGUCCCGAGAAUUCGAUCCAUGCUGGCUUCAAAUGGAGGUCCAGGAGAGAGGUUGUCGACUGGCUCACUUCAAUGCUGUCUAAACAAAAUGCACAAGGAAACUGGUCGAAGUCGCUAAAAUGUGAUUCAGGGGAAUCUAAUGGGUCUCCUGAAUUUCCAAGCAAUGGAUUUGCUGCUCAGCGAGCUCAAGCAACAGAAGAGGCCCGGCUUCCCAUAAACUUGAGGGUUCACAUUUGGGAUAUUAUGUGGUCAGGAGCUUCCUGGAUGUGUGGCAAACAGCUCAAACAUUACCCAUCAUUCUGUAGGAAUGGGACAACUAUAGGGGUGCACUCUUUUGUAUUUGUCAUGAGCAAAGGGGACGACCGGUACGUUGCGUAUCUUGAAGAUAUGUAUGAGGACAAGCGUGGCCUAAAAAAGGUCAGAGUGAGGUGGUUCCACUGCACAAAAGAAGUGAAGGGUGCAGUUGCUCUCAAAAACCCACACCCAAAAGAGGUUUUCAUCACCCCUCACUCACAGGUCAUCAGUGCUGAAUGUGUUGACGGUCCUGCCACUGUCUUGACCCGUGAGCAUUAUGAGGAGUGUAUAGCGUCUUUUCCUAAUUCUUUAUUGGAAAGGGUACACAUGUGCUAUCGGCAAUUCAGGAGCAACAAAAUUAAACCUUUUGACUUGAGUAAAUUGCGUGGAUAUUUAGACCAACCGAUAAUGUCUUGCUUAAGUUCGAUGGAGUCUGGUCCUGUAGACUGUGGGAUGAAUAAAGAGGAAGAUGAACCGUGGAGCGAGGGUGAGAAUGUAAUGGUUGGCGCUGAGCGGAGCAAGAAAAAACAAAGAAGAAUGAUGUCUGAUCAUCUGUUCACAGCAUAUGAAUCUUCAUGUAAAAGACUCAAACUUGAUGCCUCGGGAAAAAGACUUUCUUCCCCAAAGGCUCAUAAACAUCAUUGUUCUAAUGGAGUUAUCAAGGCCGAUGCAAAAAUAGAGUUUCUGUGUCAAGAUAGCGGUAUAAGAGGCUGCUGGUUUAGGUGCACUGUUCUGGAAGUAUCAAGGAAACAGGUUAAACUCCAGUAUGAUGAUAUAGACGACGAGGAUGGAUAUGGAAACCUUGAGGAAUGGGUGCCAGCUUUGAAACCUGCGAUGCCUGAUAAGCUUGGUAUGAGGUCUUCCAACCGCCCAACAAUCCGGCCUGCUCCUCCUGAUGCUAAAUCAGCUGACUUUGAUCCUACAAUUGGUGAAGCUGUUGAUGCAUGGUGGAAUGAUGGUUGGUGGGAAGGUGUUGUGAUUGCCACUGACAAACCGGACUUGCAAAUAUAUAUCCCUGGUGAGAACUUAUGCUUAACGGUGCAGAGGAAGGAUAUUAGGAUUUCCAGAGACUGGGUGGGAGACUGCUGGAUUGACAUCGAUCCUAAACCGGAAAUACUCUCUCUUGUAUCAUCUGAUGAUAUUAGCCCGGAAGCCAAGCUUUCCGUGUCUUCCACUCUUUCAAAAGAUGCCAAGGCAAAGCCCAUUGUAAUGCAAGAUAUUGUCGAGGAGGCAGAACCUAAAGGCGAUAUACUGGACAUUUCCCUUUUAGGAGAACAGAACAAAGAGCAUAAAGAUGAUGGGGUUGUUAAGAAUGAUGAUGAUGAUGAAAGUAUACUUUCGAAAGAAGAGGAUAAAGAGGUUGGACUUGGAAGUAACCAAACUAAUACCGUGCAGGAGGACCACAACGAGGAUGAUGUUAACGGUAAUGAUGAGAAAGCUCGUAAAUCAGAAACAGUCUUCACACUGUCAAAAACUACUACCACGCUAGUGACAUCGUAAAAGAUGCUUUCUUGAGAUGAGCUUAUAUAUAUAAUGAUGGUAAUUCUGGUACGUGCCACGUCUAUGGAAACUUUAGUGUUUUCUUUAUGUAUAGAUAUAUAUUGACAUAGUUUGCAGAAGAAGAAAAGAACGAAGUGAUUGUGGGUUUGACUUGGUUGGUGCUGAGGAGAGACGAGUAGGUAAAAGGUUGUAUAGAAAAAUUGAGGAGGCAUGAUUUUGGUGGUUGCAUUUGCUUUCAACUGAUCUUAGAAUAGGAUUAUUUGGUGACUUGGUUUAUAAACCAGCUUGUAAGAAAUCUCUCGUCUUGAAAACCAAAAUCAAAUCUUUUAAUAAAAGUUUAAAAGCACGCA